AUGGAGGCCCCCAAUGGAACUGUUGCGCCCACGCAAACCGGCGAUCGACCGGAUCCGGGUGGCUACAAGCUGAAGUUUUGCACUGUGUGCGCCAGCAACCAGAACCGGUCAAUGGAAGCUCACCUACAGCUAUCCAAGGCCCAUUAUCCCGUUAUCUCCUUUGGCACUGGAUCGUUGGUCCGACUUCCGGGGCCCACCAUCCAGCAGCCCAACGUUUACCAAUUCAACAAGACGUCGUAUGAUAGCAUGUUUAAAGAGUUGAGCGAAAAGGAUGAAGAUCUCUACACCCGCAACGGCCUGCUCAACAUGCUGAACAGGAACCGAGGCGUAAAAUGGGGCCCUGAAAGAUGGCAGGACUGGCAAGUCGGCAUCCCGCGUCUUGAGCAUGCCUCUGACCGGGGAAGCGUUGGUACAGAGGGAGGCGUGGCCGACGUGGUCUUCACCUGUGAGGAGCGCUGCUGGGAUGCCGUCAUUGAUGACUUGCACAAUCGGGGUGCUCCUUUGAACAGACCAGUCCAUGUGAUCAACGUAGACAUCAGGGAUAACCAUGAGGAAGCCUCUAUCGGAGGCAGAGGUAUCCUGGACCUUGCAGAUUCCCUCAACAACGCAGCUAAGGAGGAACGAGACGCCGUCGGCUCAGCCACGUUCGAUAUGGCCACUGCAGCAAGCCGGGCAACUUUUGAUGAGAGGGUUCCCGAGAUCUUGGGCGAGUGGCAGGAGAGGUGGCCUAACCUCCCAGCCACUUGGACCUUGGCUUGGUUCUAG
This is a messenger RNA of Neoarthrinium moseri, 765 nucleotides long. RefSeq lists its product as uncharacterized. Gene Ontology annotation, molecular function: RNA polymerase II CTD heptapeptide repeat phosphatase activity. Bases 1 to 765 code for a protein of 254 amino acids. The record is from RefSeq and is a predicted model, not a curated record. Gene Ontology annotation, biological process: termination of RNA polymerase II transcription. The transcript has 2 exons. Gene Ontology annotation, cellular component: mRNA cleavage and polyadenylation specificity factor complex; nucleus. Lineage: Eukaryota; Fungi; Ascomycota; Sordariomycetes; Amphisphaeriales; Apiosporaceae.